Messenger RNA from Haliotis rufescens (red abalone), 6555 nucleotides. RefSeq lists its product as uncharacterized. Gene Ontology annotation, cellular component: ciliary inversin compartment. Gene Ontology annotation, biological process: protein localization to ciliary inversin compartment. The record is from RefSeq and is a predicted model, not a curated record. The coding region runs from base 142 to 2994 and encodes 950 amino acids. Gene Ontology annotation, molecular function: protein binding. Lineage: Eukaryota; Metazoa; Mollusca; Gastropoda; Lepetellida; Haliotidae. The transcript is spliced from 4 exons.
GCGUCCGAUACCAGUAGACGGUAACCAGUCGACAAGAUAAGGGGAUUUCCCUAAGCGUAGUUUCCCUUCGUGAUUGUAACGACGAUGCAGUUGGAAUGAUCUGAAUCUGGUUAAUAAUUGAGACUCAACCCAUACAACACGAUGGCAGGUCCACCGAUAUCAAAUAUAUAUAUCGUCAACGAUGAUGGCAUAUACGACCCGAGCGCCCUAAGAAACCUGGCCAGCAUUCUAAAUGUUAACUUAGGCACACUGCAGAACUGUAGCAUCCGUGUGUCCAGCCAUGGUCAGAACCAAGGUCAAGCUCAGGGAGCCUUCGUCGACAUCCACCAGCAACAGGAGGAUCGUCGUCGGCGGAGGAGGGAGGAGAAGGAGAGGAAGAAGAAAGAAGCUGAAGAGAAGAAGAAGAAGAUGGAGGCUUUGAAGAAAAAAUACCCCUUUCUUGAUACUAAGUCCAUUGAACAAUGGAGGACUGUAUUUAGUAAGAGUCACAAGACAGACGAGAGUGUAUUCAAGAAAACAAAAGCUUACGAAUCAAUUAGAAAAACUCUUGACUUUCAUCAUGUCGUCGUCAUACUGGGGUACCCUGGUGAGGGGAAGACAACAUGUGCUAAAUAUAUAGCCGAAGAUUACAACAGCCACAUGAGCAGCUCAGGGCCCAAAUAUGAAGUUUUAAAUAUCAGUUCUCCAGCUGAGUUCAAAGAGAAAGUAAACCCAACAUCAUUUCAGAUUAUCAUUGUCGAUGAUAUUUUUGGAACCCACACCGCCAACCUGUCUAAAAUAGAGUUAUGGGUUGACUACCUUGACAUGAUGCACUUUGUCGUGAAGGCAGGUACGUCGAAGCUAAGGCUGGUUAUUACCUGCGGGCGUCAUCUGUAUGAGAAGGUUCAGCAGUAUCUUCACGGACAGAAAGUGUUCCAAGAAUGUCACGUGGUCGACAUAUCGGCUGAUGGAUUAGGUCUUCAGCCUCAAGAGCGGUCGGACAUUCUUCGUAGUAAUGCUGGCUAUUUAUCCUACGGUGAUUCUGCCAACAUGAUGGCGUACAGCUCCUAUUCGGGCUACCCCCUUUGCUGUAGAUUGUAUAGCAUCAGCAAAACAUUUCAGAAUUUAGGAAGGGUCUUCUUCAAUGAUCCCUCCAAAUAUAUUCCCCAAGAAAUUGAGAAGGUUGAUAGCUACGACAAGACGGUGUAUGGUGUGCUGGUGUUUACAGCCUUGAAUGGUGGCAGGAUAAAUCUGAGAGGGAAACUGAUGUCAGAACUGGACCAGGAAAUGUGGGAAAAUCUGAAGAAGAUCCUGAGGUUAAUGAAGGCUCCUGUGGAUGACCUUGAACUCUGGAUCCUGCAAGAGGCAGCUAGAAUUUUGUCAGGAGUGUUCCUGUUGCCGUUACAGAAUGAUAGCUAUCGCAUGAUCCAUCACCGUAUCACGGAGCACGUUCUCAGACAGUUUUCCUACGGUAACAGUGCAAUGCUGAUAGAGAUGGCCAACCCUGACAUUUUCAUGGAAUUCGUCCGAAGUGGACAAUAUGGCGAAGGCAUGCAUGAGCGUACAUUCAACGUCUACCCUCUUCACUAUGACGUCCUAGCUCGUAGGUUGGUGUUUGACAUCUUACAAGGAAAAAUCCGGACUGCGAGCAUGCAUCAAACUUUCACAGAUGAGAAAUUUGUAAAACAUUUCUUUGAGUAUCUUGAUCGUCUUGGCAACCUGGAAGCAGUAUAUCGAGCCAGGGAUGAACAUGGAAACUCCUUCCUGUUCUGGAGUGCAUGGUAUGGUAGAGACUUGGUGGUAAAAGGAUUUGUUGAAAAGGAAUCUUUGGCUCGCAUGGCUGAUGAUGGUUUGGGCUCUGCCGAACAACGGAUCCUCGCCUUGCUGGCUUGUUGCUACAGAGGGGGUGUCACUGAGAUCAUAUCAACACGGUAUCGACCAAAAGACGAGCCGGAGCCUGUCAAACCAACACAAGGAUUGUCGGCACUUCUGAACGCAAUGGUACCUGUCAAUUCUACUGCAACAAUACAAAAUGCUGAUGAGAUCCUAAAUUUUGAAUUUAGUCUUCUUCUUGAAAACAAAGCCCUGCCUAUACAUUUUGCUGCUCUGGGCAACAAUGGGCCUGCAAUGAAACUAAUUCUGGAGAAAGGAGCAGAAGUGAAUGCUGCAACUGAACAGGGUGAGACUGCCCUCCAUCUUGCUGUCUGCAAAAAUGAGAUAGAGGUAGUGAAGUUUCUGCUAGAUAAGGGCGCCGAUGUCAACGCAAAAACAAAGAUGGGCAAAACUCCAAUCCAUGAUGCUGUCUACUACAAGAAGACUGAUGCAGCGAAACUGCUUUUAGAGAAAGGAGCUGAUGUAAAUAUUCCUGCAGAUGAUGAAAGACCUUUGUUGCAAGUUGCAGUUGCCAACACAGACAUUGAAAUGGUGAAAAUGCUAACUGAGAAAGGAGCAGACGUGAACAAGAAGGGACGUGAUGGAUGGACGCCACUACAUGAAGCGUUCUACCUCGGGGAUACCCAAUCUGCUGAGCAUCUGUUGGACAAAGGUGCUCAUGCUUAUGUCUAUACAAUGAGUGGCGUAGCUCCUCUUCAUGAAGCCGUCAACAACUGUGACCGUGACCUAAUUGACCUUCUGUUGGAGACUGGCGUCAGUGUUAACAACAGUUCCAGUACUGGAGAAACUCCCUUACACAUAGCUGCAAAAAAUGGUAACCUUGACCUUGUAAAGAAACUGAUGGACAUGGGCGCGGAUAUCAACGCCCGUGACAAUAAUGGGAUGCUUCCUCUCAACGUCUCGGCAACUUCGUCCCAUGGCGACGUGAUGCAUUACUUGAUGGAAAGAUCCGGGAUGAAUAUUCCAAGGAGCUUUCCAGGACUAGAAAGACAACGAAAUCCUUAUGGAAUGGAUCGCUAUAAUAUGUUUGAUGAUGAUGAUGAUGAUGAUGAUUAUGGUCCUUACUCGCAUCUUCCGCCGUACCUGAGACAGCAGUUGAGAAGAAGGCAGAAGUAUAUGUAAACCUUAAGGUAAGAAGUCCUGGCGGCGCUCGGGCCAGCUCACAGUGAGCAGAGCAUGGAGCCUGGGAACGUGAAGACUCCAGAUGGAGCCAGAAGGAGUAUGUCAUGAUGACCCCAUCAUGAAAAAUUGAAUGACAGAGAUUUGAACAGGGCCUCUACCUAUUUACAUAUUUCAGUCACUUUGGCAUGUAUUUAUUGAAGUGUUAUAAAUCAUUAUCAUUUCUCUUACCAAUCAUUAAUUUUCUGAAAUUAGCACUUAAAAUAUGAUCCUUACAUAAAAUAACUACUAUUUUCUGAAUUUUAUAUAUCUAACACGCAUGACAAGCCCUGUUGAGUGAAGAGGACCGCUGACUCCUGCCUCUGUAUGUAACAUUUGGAUGAUACUUGUGGAUACUAUAUGUGGUAUAGUAAACAUUGACUUUAUAUGAAGUACUGGCUUAGUUGGUAGGUCAGCAAGGAAUAACCAGUUGUUUUAAGAUUCAUAUUUAAUAAUUCCUGUAUUGUACUAACUUGCUUUUUUAAUGCUGAGAUGUAAUAGUAAGAUUGAAAAUAAUAUUCUUCACUCCAAGGCCUUGAACAACAUGAAAACUGUUUCUUGAACACAAAUUGAUCAGAAUUUCGAUAAAAAAAGAAUUUCAAAUAAGAUCCAAACACAUUUUUUGAUGUUUUAAUUUCACAUGUUUACCAUUCUGCUGGCAUAUUCUUUUAAGGAUCUAUACCACAUUGAAUGAUAUGGAACCUGUCUUAGGUUCUGGUGGCUAUUUAGUAUUCUACAUCGAAUGCCAAAGCUCCAAGAGUCACAGGGGUCCAGAGAACAGUAUGAGUUAAGGUUGUUCAGUGUAAGAGUCAGUGUUCUAGAGGACUGGAGACGUGAUGAAGAAAUCGGCCAGUGUUGAUGACAUGAGAACUAGUCUCUGGAGGGAGACAAGACUAACACACACAUAGGUGUCCUAGACUUGAAGAAGCAUUAGGGGAGACUUAGGUUACAAAGCAGUGAUAUCAUGACUGCAAUUGAAGAACUCGGGAUAUCAUUACUCCAAAAUGGGGAAGCAGUGAUAUCAUGACUGCAAUUGAAGAACUCGGGAUAUCAUUACUCCAAAAUGGGGAAGCAGUGAUAUCAUGACUGCAAUUGAAGAACUCGGGAUAUCAUUACUCCAAAAUGGGGAAGCAGUGAUAUCAUGACUGCAAUUGAAGAACCCGGGAUAUCAUUACUCCAAAAUGGAGAAGCAGUGAUAUCAUGACUGCAACUGAAGAACCCGGGAUGUCAUUACUCCAAAAUGGAGAAGCAGUGAUAUCAUGACUGCAAUUGAAAAACCCGGGAUAUCAUUGCUCCAAAAUGGAGAAGCAGUGAUAUGACUGCAAUUGAAAAACCCGGGAUAUCAUUGCUCCUAAAUGGAGAAGCAGUGAUAUCAUGACUGCAAUUGAAGAACUCGAAUAUCAUUACUCCAAAUGGAGAAGCAGUGAUAUCAUAUGAUAACUGCAAAUUGAAGCAGUGAUAUGAUUAAUGAAAAUUGAAGAAGCCAUGAUAAUAUACUGCCAUUUGAAGAGACCGUGAUAUUUAAACAAAAUGGGGACACAUGAUGUUACAAUGCACUGACAAUGAUGUAUCUUUAAUACAAAUUGAAGUAAUGAUGUCAUUACUUAGACAAAACAUAAAACAUUUUAUCAGCACUGAGCAACAUAAAAUCAUUCAAGCGGUGAAAUCAUAACUAAUCGAGUUUAAAGAAGAAAUUAUGUAAAUACCAAGAUUAAAAGAAGUACUGCGAAAACUUUGGUGGCAGAAGCAGGGUUGGUUUCAGGAUUGACAGGAUGUGUUCCAGAAAGCAAAAUAUAAUGGGAUGAAAUACAUUCAUAGUGAGAUAACGUGAGCUUCUCUGAGUGAUUGAACACCAGGUGUCGCGAAUAAUAUGCUGGACUGACACCCAAGUUUCUGCUUCCAUCUGUUGAUUUUUGUGUUGCUGUAAAUGAACAUUAAAUAAGUUUUGUGUGUAACAGUAUGUGGCCUUCACACUUGAUUUAUUGUUAAUGUAAUUGUAGUCUUUGCUAUUUCCAUUCAAUAUUUAGACAUCCAGGUCUUAACCAAGAUUUUAACCAAGAGGCUUACCCUGCUCUUUAUUUUUUAUGUCCUUGUCUUAGAGACAUUGUGUUUUUGCUAGGGCUGGGACGAGUUAUUUACCGGGGUACCCACACCCCUAUUACCCGACCCUAUCCAGGUACCCCCUGUAGGUCCUAAGAGACAGGUACAAAAUGUCCAAUUGGAACAUUUGAUGGUACACCUGUCAAAAUGUAUUUAGAUACACGUAUAAACCGAUCUGGUCAUGCAAACACUGAAGUUGACUAUAUGUUUGCAAAACAUAUGAAGUCAGAAAGAAAUGUGAACAUUUGUUGCUUAUAGUGUUACCAUAGAGUUCUAGAUAAUUUUUGCCAUUAAACAAUAUAAUAAUGGGACUAAACAUGGGUCUGGGUAGUCCUUUGAGUACACACGGGUCUUACUCAGUACCCACCUGACCCGAGUACACGAGUUAUCCAUCCCUGCCAUAGUUUUUGGUGAUGAAAAUGUUAUUGUUUUGCUUGUAUCUUCAUGUCUUGUUGUUGUCAAUUGUUAUACACGCACACACAGGCAUGCCUGUUCAGUGUUCGGAGUAAGCACCUGUUCUAGGCCCAUGGCAAUAGAUCUUGUGUGGGGCUGUAGUUUCAAAUUUGUAUGGGUCCUUAUGACCUGCAGUAAAUUUGAGUGUUGAUUUAUUUGUCAAAAAAUGCUGCAGUUUGUUUUAAUGAGGGCCUGAAGAGUUCUGUGAGUGCCUGCAGCUUAUAAAGUCUGUGGGUACUGGUGGCAGCCUGGUAAUUUAUUAUAUUUCAAACACUGCAUGUUGCUAUGUAAGUACAAUAAUCUUGAACACAACUUUAAACCCCAUUUCACCUCACCUCACCUUUUAAAAUUCAUUACAUGGAGACAAGACUCCAGCAGGAACCUCUCGGUGCGGUGAAAUGGGGUUUAUUACACUUAUAUGGUGUGAUACAUGCAUGUGUGGGUGUGCUUGUGCUUGUACUGGUCCUGACUCUCAGUUUUUUAGUGCCAGCCCACUGAGAUACCAUGCUGCAGGAUACAGACUCCAAGUCAACUGGUUCUUGUUUUACCCUUAAAUGCCAAGCACCCUGCCUGGCAACAAGUACCAUCUUUUUAUUAGCUGAAUGUCCAUUACGAGCUUUGAGUGGAUUACUAAUAUAACUUGUAUUUUGUUUGUUGUGCAGGGCUAAUGAAGGACACUUUUGUGUACCCUUAAGGCCUUUACUAGCACCUUCAGUUUUCUUGUUUCCAUGGUGUUCUGUGACAAUAUCAUACCAUGAAAUAUAACUUGGCGAUUCAAAAUGUUCUUAGGCAUUCCAUUAGUUUAAGCUUUCCAUGGUUAUUGGUAUUUUAGUGUCAUGGAAAUUUUCUCUUUUGCCUUGUAACCUCUGUAUGACAAGUUGAAUUUCUAUGGAAAACUGAUUAGGAAAGGGCUUGCAAUUAUCUUGUGGUUCCUUGUUUUUUAUAUGCAGUCAAUAAAAAAUUAUACAAAAA